Rotaria sp. Silwood2 is the source of this 294-nucleotide messenger RNA. The record is from the annotation of a GenBank genome assembly. Lineage: Eukaryota; Metazoa; Rotifera; Eurotatoria; Philodinida; Philodinidae.
AUGAUUUUAGACAGAUGUACUCGUUUAAAAAAAGAAAAUAAUGAAUAUCGUCAACAAUUAUCAUUAAAUCAUUCAAAUGAUCAACAGCAACAACAAAUUGAAUUAUUACGUCAAAUAAUUUUUCUGCACGAGGUGGAAUUGCUAGAUAGUGAUAGUGGUUUACGCACAUCAGGUUCUCGACGAAAUUCAGGUCGAAAACGAACAAGUAAAUUUAAUCAAUGUGAAUCAAAAGAUUCUACUGAUUCUGAUAUUGAAGGUGUAUCAUCUCCACCUGUUCUACGUAAUAGAGCAUAA